Messenger RNA from Parasteatoda tepidariorum (common house spider), 1955 nucleotides. RefSeq lists its product as uncharacterized. NCBI's taxonomy places the organism in Eukaryota, Metazoa, Arthropoda, Arachnida, Araneae, Theridiidae. The record is from RefSeq and is a predicted model, not a curated record. Gene Ontology annotation, molecular function: protein binding.
CGAAGUUUUCAUAAACAAGUCGAAGUGACAUUUGAUUUUGUUGAUUUUAAUUUCAAAUAAAAGGUAAUAGCCGGCCAUUUAACUAACAAGAAUUUAUAUGUAGUGAUAGUUGAUGAAUUAUUUUAAAGUAGUGCUGUUUUUAUUAAUUGUUACUGUUUUUAAUUCUUUAGAAUGUUAUAUUUUAAUUAUGGCAUCAGAAGAGCAUGCUGUUAAUACUGAUGAAAGUGAUGAUGAGGAGGAAGAAAAAAUGGAUGAUGGAGAAGAAGUACCUAUGGAAUUCGCUGAGGAUGAAGUUGAUAUUGAUUUAACACACUGCAGAAUAAGAAAAAUAGAGAACUUAGAGCAUUUGACAGCAGUAGAAGUACUGUGUUUCAGAAACAAUUUGAUUAAAAAAAUUGAAAAUUUACAUUCUCUUACAACAUUGAGAGAGCUUGAGCUGUAUGAUAAUCAAAUUACUAAGCUUGAAAAUCUAGAUGUUUUAGUAAAUUUAGAAAUCCUAGAUGUGUCUUUUAACAGAAUUGCAAAAAUUGAAAACUUAGAUAACUUGUUAAAUUUAAGGAAGUUAUUUCUAAUCAACAAUAAAAUCACUAAAAUUGAAAAUGUAAAUCACUUGGAGAACUUGGAAAUGCUGGAACUUGGAUCCAACAGAAUUAGAGUGAUAGAAAACUUAGAGGGGCUUAAAAAUUUGACUAAUUUGUUUCUUGGAAAGAAUAAGAUUUCCAAAUUACAGAAUCUUGAAGCUCUUGAAAAUCUUGAGCUUUUAAGUUUACAGAGUAACAGGAUUACUAAAAUUGAAGGAUUAGAUCAUUCCUUGAAACUUGAACACUUGUAUCUGAGUCACAAUGGGAUAUCAGAGUUGGAAGGCUUUCAGAAUAACGUCAAAUUGCAAACUUUGGAUCUCACAGGAAAUAGGAUUAAGAAAAUAUCAAAUGUUGAUCACUUGGUUGAUUUAGAAGAAUUUUGGUUUAAUGAUAAUGAAAUUACUUCCUGGGAGUCUGCAGAAGUGCUUAAGAACUUUAAGAAACUGGAAACUGUCUAUUUGGAGCAUAAUCCUAUAGCUGAGGACCCUAUGUAUCGCAGAAAAAUAAAAUUGAUUGUUCCUUGGAUUAAACAGAUUGAUGCAACUAUGGCACAAGGAAACUGAAGAAAAGAAAAUAUAUAGUUCUAUUUCUCUGUUAUUUAUGCAUUUUUCCAUCCAUACUCUAUUGUUGUGGGUUCUAGCUCUCACAUUUAUUUUAUGAAUAUUAUUUUCAUACAUAAGUUCAGAUUAAUAUAGAUUUUUAUACAGACUAUCAUUUUUAAACAGAUUUUUUUGUACUUCAUUUCGAUUGUAGUUAAUUUCUGAACAAAAAAUGUUAGUGUUUUUGUGCACUUAAAUGCAUAUUUGUAGAAGCUUAUUUUUUAAUUUCUUUAUUUAAUUUAAAUUGUUAAUUUUUAAAGUUUUUUUUUGUUUGUUAAAAUUUAGUUUAAAAAUAAUUUAUAACUCUUUUGUGUUUAAUUAUGUUAAUGAUUUAUUAAGAAAGCGUAACCAUAUUAAGAAGUUUAUGUGUUUAAAUUUUACUAAAUAUGCUUUUAUAUGAGAGCUUUGUAAAAAUAUUGUAAAUACAUUUUAUGUGGCUUUCUCUAUUAAUGUGUUUAAGAAGAUUUUUUUGUUUUUUUGUUUGUUAUUUUGAACUUUAAGAAAUAUUGUCUGUAAAAAGUUGAAUGUUAUUCUAAAAAAUUUGAUUGUCAGUUGGUGUUUUUUUAAAAAAAGGCAAUUUACCACUUUUUUUAGAAUGAAAAUUAAUUUUGAUUGUAAAAUCUGAUUAAUAAUUAAGGAUAAUUUUUUUAAUCAAAGUUUAGUAAUGUUUGUAAAUAUUUGAAAUGGCUUGAAAAUGAAAAGUGGUAUAUGUUUGUAACUACUGCAUACUUAUGAAAUAAUUUUUUGUUAUAAAUAAAACAUAUUCCAGAAUACA